GCCUAAUUUUGUUGUCUUCUGGAAGAGCUCCCUACAGUGUGCAGCUUAUGUUUUUGUUUUUAUGUAUUUAUUGUUAGUGCAUUUUUUCUUUUUUUAAAAGGAAAAUAUUUUCCUUUAUUAUUUCCUUUGUUUUUUGGGCACUCCAGUCACACCCAUCCCUUUUUUUAUUCAUUGAAAUGCUCCCAGCUGCCCUGGUCCCAGGGUUGUGCUCGCCGGCGGACGCGGGAUGCAGCAGAGCUGCCUGCCUGGGAAAAGACACGAGAAAUGAGGAAAAUCAAAAGUGUUCUGUCAGGGGUGAAACUGUGACAUGUGGGACGGCAAGAGCCUGAGAUGAGAGAUGCAGGACUUCAGGCGGCUCUUCAAAAUGCAGUUUAUUGUUUCCAAGAUGUGACAUCCGCUCAUGGUUUAUUUAGAACAUAGGGAAGGAUCAUUGGUGGAAGGGAAGUUAAGCCUCACUCCAGACCCUACAUGGCUCGUUUAGAAAUUAAGAGUGGCUCAAAAACUAGUUACUGUGGAGGGUUCCUGAUUCGCCCAGAUGCAGUGCUCUCAGCAGCUCACUGUGUGGAUAAAAUUGGGACAGUGAAGGUCACUGUGAUUCUGGGAGCCCACGACGUGACCAGCCGCGAGCAGAGCCAGCAGAAGAUCCGUGUUGGACAAUGGGUCAUCCAUCCCGACUAUCAGUCCUCCCCUGAUUACGUUAAAAAUGACAUUGUGCUGCUGAAGCUGAAGCCAAGAGCCAGGAUCAAUGAGAAUGUGCAAUUUAUCUCCAUACCCAGGAGAAAUGAACAUCUGAGAGAAGGGGCUUUAUGUAGGGUGUCUGGCUGGGGCUUGACAUCUGACACAGGGAACAGGAGUAAUGUGUUGAGGGAGGUGGAACUGAAGGUGCAAAAGGAGGAAAUAUGUCAGCAGCUUUUCAAAAACUACCAGCGUCAGUCCAUGAUCUGUGUUGGUGAUGAAUACAGUAAAAAAGCAUCUGGCAGGGGUGAUUCUGGUGGCCCAUUAGUCUGCAAUAAGAAGGCUCAUGGCAUUGUUUCUCAUGCACGUAAACGCCACCGCUUCCCUGAGGUAUUCACCAGGAUCUCAUACUUUGAACCCUGGAUACGUGAGCAGCUGAGGAGAUUUGCACUCCAAGAUAUUCCUUACUCUCCAUUCUCUGAUUAAAAUGCUCAGUGCCCUUCUCCACAAUGCAUCAAGAAGCCCCCAGGGGCAGCUGAAGUGAAGUCAAAGAAGUCCCCGUGGUGCAGGCACAGCUUUGGCACUGAGGAGAGUGUCCAUGGCAAGGUCCAAAUGCAGGUCCCAAGUACAGCCAGCUUCCCAGUGCUCCCUUCCUCCCACUGCUGCCCCAGCUCUGUUUCUGACCAUCAAUAAAAGCAUGUUCAAACUC
Molecule: messenger RNA, 1384 nt
Organism: Passer domesticus (house sparrow)
Lineage: Eukaryota; Metazoa; Chordata; Aves; Passeriformes; Passeridae
Product: cathepsin G-like
Exons: 5
Coding region: 469-1161 (230 amino acids)
Biological process (GO): proteolysis
Cellular component (GO): intracellular membrane-bounded organelle; cytoplasm
Molecular function (GO): serine-type endopeptidase activity
Source: RefSeq, a predicted model, not a curated record